Molecule: messenger RNA, 1116 nt
Organism: Puntigrus tetrazona (Sumatra barb)
Lineage: Eukaryota; Metazoa; Chordata; Actinopteri; Cypriniformes; Cyprinidae
Product: cilia- and flagella-associated protein 46-like
Exons: 10
Coding region: 1-1116 (371 amino acids)
Biological process (GO): axoneme assembly; cilium movement involved in cell motility
Source: RefSeq, a predicted model, not a curated record
AUGCUUUCCCUGAGCGUCCUGGAGGCUGACGGUCAAGUCAAAGGCGUGGAACUGGAGGAUCGUCUGGAACUGCUCUUACUUCUAAACUCUGUAUCCCAGCAGCCGUGUGCAGAGGGUGAAAUUGUGACUCUGGCCAAGACUGCCGAGAGCAGGAGGGUUCUGCUGAAGCAGCGUGUUCUGCUCAAGGCCCGGCUCGGCGAGUCUCUUCUGCCGGACAUGCAGCGGCUCCCCGACGAGGGACGGAUGUGGAGGCGCGCGGCUCUCUGCGCUGAAGACGGACCUCAGCGGCUCGCCUGCUAUCAGAGCGCCGUCACGGCUCUGCAGGCCGCGUGUCCUCAGUCUCCGGGCGGUCGGUGGCAGGAGGUGGACGUUCUGCUGGAGUUUGCCGAGUGGCUGUAUUUGACUCACUUUCCUGCGAGCGACGUGCAGGUCCUGAUCGAGCGGGCCGUGGACCUGCUGCUGCUCACGGACGAGGAGCGUGUUGCGGUGUGUGUGUGUGAAGUGCGUCCGGUCGGCCGCCUGGAGCGUCUGGUGCGCUCACACACACUGCUGGCUCUCACCGAGGACCGCUCAUCUCUCAAACACCAGCAGCAUCUGCUGACCGCCUACAGCUUCACGCUGCACAUCUGGAGGGUAUCUAUGGCGACCGCACAGGAAGUGAUGAAUGAUUGGACGGAAGGUCAAGACGUGAGAUCGGCCAGCUCCAGAAAAGACAAGGAGAGAGCAGACGACAAGAAGAACAAACAGCCGUCUCCGUUGAGGACAAAGGCCGAGUUAAAGCAGCAGACGCGCUGCCUUCCCAUCAGCCCCGAGCAGUGGGCUCAGUUCCAGUGUCCUGAAGAGGUCCGGCGGGCCUUUCUCUCGGACGCCGGUCCGUACAGCAUCAACAGCACAUCCAUCAGAGCACAGAGCCGAACUCUGUUUUAUUUGGAUCUGUUGGUGAAAGAGCUGGAGUCGUUCUCCUUGACCCCGCUGACCUUUGCCCCUCUCCACCUGGCAGAGGUCAUCGCCGGUGACCUCACGCGGAGCAGGAGUCAGUCUGACCUCUACCGCCUCAGGAUCAUCAGGAACUCGGCCGAUCUGGGGUUCCUGUCUCCGUUCUCCGGCAGCUGCUGA